AGGACACGAGGUGUUUGUGAUAAUUCCUCCCAGACCUAGGCUCCCACAAAUAAAGACGUUGUCGAAAUCGAACUGCCACUCUAUUGGCGGAUACCGACCGGUGGCAGACCAGCUGUUGUUCUUUAAGAAGACGAGGAACAUUCCUCGAUAGGGAAAAUUUAUAACCAGAACCGCCGCGACGCCGCCGUCUACAGUCACGUCACUCUGCACCAACCUCUGUGUCGCGAGGCUUCUGCCCCCCCAAAAAAAACCAUCUUCUUCUUCUGUUGGCUUUUCCAUCCUUGUUUUUCCUGCCCUUUCAAGAAAUUUCACCCGAAUACACCAUCUAAUCUGUAAUCCCUCUGUUCUCAAACCAAACUAGAAGAAAGUGAAUCCUCCAUUUUCAAGUCCAGGUGAGUUCAUACACAGAAUUGCUUUUUGAUCUAAAGGUGAGAAUUGAUUUAGCCAUAUAUUUUGUUUGCUCUUUAUGACCAAAUUUCCAGCUUUGCUGUGUUCUCUGGUUCUAAUAUAAAAUCACACAAGAUUGUGAGCACAGAUAGAUUACUUAGUAUUGAAACUUUAGAUUUGAUUUGUAUAGUUGAGAUUCCCAUUAAAGGACAAAAGCUAAAGGCUGCCUAACAGUAUACUAUUAUGGCCUCUUCCCACAUGCUAAAAGCAUACUGCAUUGAUUUUUAUGAUUGAUUGAUUGGCCUUCCAUGCUCCAUUUUGUUGACAUUUUAUAGUGCAUUUCAACAAGUAAGUUGAAUUGAUUUAUUGGGUUACUGUUUCCUGCUAGCUGGCCUUGUUAUCAUCAGCUCACAUCUUCUGGGAUAUGAUUGAAAAUUGAUCAAAGAUAGAUCAGAUCCUGGUUUCUGUCUUUUACUUCCCUGGAGGUCAGAAUUUUCUUGGAUUUCAAAAUUAGAUGACCCUUUUCUGUCUCUGAGAAAAAGAAAUGGGGUGUUCUGUCUCAACCAGUAGUUGUGGGGAGAAAGAAUCUUCUGAAUGCUUCUGCAGAAGCUUGUUUGGGCGAAGGUUCCGGAACAACAUCCGGGAAUCACAGCAGCUGGCUUCAAUACCUAACCGGAUUUUUUCAAAUGGAAGGAGCCGCACGUCUUGUAUAUUCACUCAGCAGGGUCGAAAGGGCAUUAAUCAGGAUGCCAUGAUCGUGUGGGAAGAUUUCAUAGCAGAAGAUGUAAUAUUUUGUGGCGUCUUUGAUGGGCAUGGGCCAAAUGGUCAUAUGGUUGCUCGCAAAGUGAGGGAUCAAUUGCCAUUGAAGCUAUUGUCGUUCAUGCGGUCCUUAGAAUCAAAACGCAAUGGCUCUUCUAAUUGUUGCCAUGGGAAGCCAAAGCUGGACGAUGUUGAGCCUGAGAAGGAGGGUCUUAUGGAGGAUAAGAUCAUUGGCAGCUCAUCUUGGAGAGAAGCUUUCUUGAAAUCAUACAAGGCCAUGGACAAAGAAUUAAGGUCUCAUCCUAACUUAGACUGCUUUUGCAGUGGCAGCACUGCUGUCACCAUAGUCAAACAGGGGUCAAAUCUUUUCAUGGGGAGCAUCGGCGAUUCUCGGGCAAUCUUGGCAUCAAGGGACCACAAUGAUACAUUGGUGGCUAUCCAAUUGACUGUUGACCUGAAACCCGAUUUGCCUAACGAAGCAGAGAGGAUAAAGCGGUGUAAGGGACGGGUAUUUGCAUUGCAAGACGAACCUGAAGUUCCCAGAGUUUGGCUGCCCUUUGAUAAUGCCCCGGGGUUGGCAAUGGCGAGAGCCUUUGGGGAUUUCUGUUUGAAGGACUAUGGGGUCAUCUCCAUCCCUGAAAUCUCUCACCGUGUUCUUACAGACAGAGACAAGUUUAUUGUUCUUGCAUCUGAUGGUGUAUGGGAUGUGCUGAGCAAUGAAGAGGUGGUUGAAACAGUAGUGUCAGCUCCUUCAAGGUCAUGUGCAGCAAGGAUGAUAGUGGAAUCAGCAGCGCGCGAAUGGAAGACCAAAUACCCAACUUCGAAGAUGGAUGACUGCGCAGUGGUUUGCAUGUUUCUUGAUGGGAAAAUGGAUUCUGAAUCGGACUACGAAGGCGGCUUCUCUUCUGCCACCAUUCACAGCAACAGCCAUUCUGGAAAUUUUGCAGAUUCAGACGAUGGACAACAGAACAUUGAACCUUCACUGCAGAGGAACUUCACUGUCAGAUCAGCAGAGGAAAAUGAUGCUUUCAAAACGACGGUUGCAGCAUAUGAAGAAGGCUUGGAUGAAGAAGAGGAUGACUGGUCGGGACUGGAAGGUGUCACGCGUGUCAACUCAUUGGUCCAACUCCCCAGAUUUUCUGGAGAGAAGAGAAGGCCAUAAGACUCACUCACUAUUUAUAUGAUCAUAAUCUGUAUUACUAGUCUUAUAGUGCCAUCUGAGUUUGCUGUUUUUUCAUAUUCUUUGAAGGCUUUCCGUUCAAGAAACUAUUUCUGCAGUUUUUUUCCCACUUUUUCCCUUAGGACAAAGGUUGGUGUUCAGUUUCAUACAACUUUCUUGCAGUUGUCUCUCAAUU
Cuscuta campestris is the source of this 2501-nucleotide messenger RNA. Lineage: Eukaryota; Viridiplantae; Streptophyta; Magnoliopsida; Solanales; Convolvulaceae. The record is from the annotation of a GenBank genome assembly.